UACGAACAUCUAUCGUGACCGGUAUUAACACCCGCUUCGCAUCGUCGUGUCUUGUGGUCAUCAACUGCCCUCGUGACGACCUUCGACCCUGUCGACUCCACCAUCAGCGAAGUACCUUCUUCUCUUUGUAUCUCUCCACCUACACUAGGAGCCAUACCUAGCUAAGACACCUGCUAGCAUUCCAGCACCUAGCAGGGCUUAGGACUCGGUUGCUGAACCUAUACCUAUCGUCGAGCGUUUGGGAUUGAGCUUGGCAGAUAUUUGCCGCUGCGGUAAUGGGUCAAUCGCAUUCCAAGGGCAACAAUGGCCCUGGCGAUUCUUUGCAAUCGUAUCCAUCCUUUUCUCGCUCUGACACCAAGGAAUCCCUUCGCUCUCUUCGUGGCUCGAUCCGAUCCAAGAUUCGUAGCAGCGACAGUCCCCGUGCCUCCACAUCUGCUCUGUACCAAACGGAAAGCCAAACCGAUAAAUCCGAUGCUGGCUCGAUCAAGUCGGCGGCAAGUAGACGCAGCUCCACCAAUCUGAGUACUCAAUCUCCUGUUGCCGAUGAUUCUGCUUCCAAAACCGACUCCUUGGAACCUCCUCCGUCUCCAUCCCUGUCGAACAGUCUGAAAAGAGGCCACAAAGAUGUGAACGCGAUGCAGCAGAGUGGGGAGGUUGAUCUUGUAUCGGACGCCCCGCCGACCGGUGUCGCGCCCAAGGGUCCGUCCACGCAAAAAGUUGGCGAAUCUAUCCUCAUCAAAAGAGAAAAUCAGUUGAACCCGAUCCUGGACUUCAUCAUGAAUACCCCUAUGCACGAGGCAUCUGGAUCGCCGGGAAUGGGGAUGGGCGCUUUGAAGUCAAUUGACCUGGACGACAUGAUCUCAAGACUCCUUGAUGCCGGUUACUCGACCAAAGUCACCAAAACCGUCUGCCUAAAGAACGCGGAGAUCAUGGCCAUUUGUACCGCCGCACGGGAACUUUUCCUAUCUCAACCCGCCCUCUUGGAGCUGUCGGCUCCUGUCAAGAUUGUUGGCGAUGUCCAUGGUCAAUACACCGAUCUCAUUAGACUGUUCGAGAUGUGUGGUUUUCCCCCGGCCUCGAACUACCUCUUUUUGGGUGAUUAUGUGGAUCGUGGAAAGCAGAGUUUGGAAACAAUUCUGCUACUGCUGUGCUAUAAACUCAAGUACCCGGAGAAUUUCUUCCUCUUGCGUGGCAAUCACGAGUGUGCCAACGUCACUCGGGUAUAUGGAUUCUAUGACGAGUGCAAACGGCGUUGCAACAUCAAGAUCUGGAAAACCUUCAUCGAUACCUUCAACUGCCUUCCCAUCGCUGCUAUUGUCGCUGGCAAGAUCUUCUGUGUUCACGGUGGCCUGUCGCCCAGUCUUUCUCACAUGGAUGACAUCCGAGGAAUCGCCCGUCCGACGGACGUACCGGACUAUGGACUGCUGAACGAUCUUCUUUGGAGUGAUCCUGCGGAUAUGGAUGAAGACUGGGAGCCCAGUGAGCGUGGUGUCAGUUAUUGCUUCGGUAAGCAGGUUAUCAUGAAUUUCCUGCAACGGCAUGACUUUGAUUUAGUCUGUCGAGCGCACAUGGUGGUUGAAGAUGGCUAUGAGUUCUAUCAAGAUCGUAUCUUGGUCACCGUUUUCUCUGCACCCAACUAUUGUGGUGAAUUUGAUAACUGGGGAGCCAUUAUGUCUGUCUCGGGCGAACUACUGUGUAGCUUCGAACUUUUAAAACCGUUGGAUUCUACGGCUUUGAAGAACCAUAUUAAGAAGGGUCGGAACAAGCGAAACAGCAUGCUUAGCAGUCCUCCUGCAAUUGUCUCGGCACAAAGCUACUAGAAGUCCCGGUACUUGCAUGCCAAGUGAUCACUAUCCGCCAUAUGUCACCAUCGAAAUGCCUGGGUCCUACACCGUAAAAAUUGACCAAUGCCCAUCGUUCGCUAUCGGCAGUGCAGACCUUUCCAAUUGGCUGAACUAGCA
Molecule: messenger RNA, 1961 nt
Organism: Aspergillus homomorphus CBS 101889
Lineage: Eukaryota; Fungi; Ascomycota; Eurotiomycetes; Eurotiales; Aspergillaceae
Gene: phzA
Product: putative serine/threonine protein phosphatase
Exons: 3
Coding region: 276-1820 (514 amino acids)
Cellular component (GO): cytoplasm; nucleus
Molecular function (GO): protein serine/threonine phosphatase activity
Source: RefSeq, a predicted model, not a curated record